AUGACAUUAUUAUCCCUACGGCCAUCUAAUUGUUGCCGAACAGUGGGGAAACGUACACAUACAUACCUGCUCCACAAUCGCCCAAGGGUUCUUCGCAUUAUUCUGCAAACACCUCUUCCAUAUUUUCUCCAGAUGGGUUUGUGGGAUUCUUUUCUCAAUUGGCUUCGCAGUUUGUUCUUUAAACAGGAAAUGGAACUUUCACUUGUGGGCCUUCAAGAUGCUGGAAAGACAUCUCUUGUGAAUUCCAUUGCAACAGGCGGCUACAGUGAGGACAUGAUUCCAACUGUGGGAUUUAACAUGCGAAAAGUUACAAAAGGAAACGUGACAAUAAAGCUUUGGGAUCUUGGAGGGCAACGGAGGUUUCGGUCCAUGUGGGAAAGAUAUUGUCGAGGAGUUACUGCUAUUUUGUAUGUGGUGGAUGCUGCUGACAGGGAUAGCAUUCCGAUAACAAGAACGGAAUUACACGACCUCUUGACAAAGCCGUCUUUAAAUGGGAUUCCUUUGCUUGUUUUAGGAAACAAGAUUGAUAAGUCACAAGCGUUAACUAAACAAGCAUUGGUGGAUCAAUUAGGUCUUGACACAAUUAAAGAUAGAGAAUUGUGCUGCUACAUGAUUUCAUGCAAGGAAUCAAUAAACAUAGAUAUGGUGAUGGAUUGGCUUAUCAAACACUCAAAAACAGCAACAUGACCAAUUGGUUCAACAUCUUUCAGACUUGUUUGUUUAUGUCCACUUAAAACGGGAUUUACACGACUGUUUUUAUUAAUGUCGGCAUGUCGUUUAAAUCUUUUGAUUAUUAGCCUAUCUUUGAGUAGUGUACAUGGUUUAUGAAUUGUAUAUUCGAAGAUUAUUGACUCC
This is a messenger RNA of Lactuca virosa, 855 nucleotides long. The record is from the annotation of a GenBank genome assembly. NCBI's taxonomy places the organism in Eukaryota, Viridiplantae, Streptophyta, Magnoliopsida, Asterales, Asteraceae.